Rhizophagus irregularis DAOM 181602=DAOM 197198 is the source of this 715-nucleotide messenger RNA. RefSeq lists its product as uncharacterized. Lineage: Eukaryota; Fungi; Glomeromycota; Glomeromycetes; Glomerales; Glomeraceae. The record is from RefSeq and is a predicted model, not a curated record.
AUGACUUUAAAUUCGCAUUCUAUAUUUCCAUCCCAACAUUAUAUGCGUUCACGACCUGAGAUAUUCAUUUCGUCACCUCGUAUAUUGAAUUUAAAUCCUGAUGAUUUUAUGCCAAAGAAAUCUCGAGGAUGCAAAACUUCAAACGCCUUUUUGAUAUAUCGCACGAUUUAUAGUAGAAUGCUCACACAAAAAGGGUUUCCUUCAAAAAUGACUGAAGUAUCACGUUGGGCCUCGGACUCUUGGAAUGAUGAAAGUGAAGAGUUAAAGAAUGAAUUUCGAGAAUUCGCAAAGAAAGUGAGCCAAAUUUACCAAAAGAAUGCGGAAUUAUUAGCUCCACGUAUUCUUCCUACAAUUUUGCCAAUUCAACCGAUUCAAAAUGUUGCAUUAAAUAAUAAAAUUCCGGAUAUGUCAUUACAGCAAUGGCAAAAUCAUAUGACAUUUAUUCAACGACAACAAAUGGAACAGUUUCAGUUAUUACCAAAUUUUCUACCUCUCUACUUCGAACCUCAUUAUCCGUUAAAUCCUCAAUUCAAACCAUGUGAAGACAUUAGAACGGAAGUUUCUUAUGCCUCAAUACCUCCUUAUGAUCCAUCACAUUUGCAAAUUUAUGAAGAUAAUGAAGAUAAUGAAGAUAAGAAUAAUACGAAUAUGGAUAAUAAUGAUUUAUGGGAAUAUUAAUUUAAGAAGUAGAUAGUAUAUAUUAUUAUAAGUUACU